Molecule: messenger RNA, 722 nt
Organism: Eufriesea mexicana
Lineage: Eukaryota; Metazoa; Arthropoda; Insecta; Hymenoptera; Apidae
Exons: 5
Coding region: 1-654 (217 amino acids)
Source: RefSeq, a predicted model, not a curated record
AUGAAUCAAAAACGCGUGAAAGAUUCUCGUAUACGAACACUUAUUCCGGUAGACGAAUAUAUCAUGAAAAUAAAUAAUAUUCAUAAUACUAUGAAAUCUUUGGAGGAAAGUCUUAAGAUUACACGAAACUUAGAAGCGGAGCAAUGGUUGUAUUACUCAAAUUUGAAAACAAAGAAUAAAAUAAUGAUGGACGAUCUCAAGAAAGCGAAUAAACGUAACAAAAAUAUGCUCAAUUUAUUUCGGCAGAGUGUAACGGAUAUUCGUUUCGGAAGUGACAUUGAUUUGCCAGAAUCUUUGAAGAGGGAAGUACAAAGAACUUGGCAUCAAAAGUAUGAUGCUUUGUUAACGCAGAACGAGCAAUUAAAGCGAGAGCUUGCUUUGCACAAUAGCCUCCUUAAAGAAAAAACACAAGAGGUAAAUAAUCUUCAACAAAAACUAUUAGCACUUGAUGAUAAACUUGUCGAACGAUACGAAGUCGUGGAAAAUAUUUGUAAAAAAUAUUUGUCUUUGAAAAAGCGAAAGGACGUACAAGAAAUCUUUUUACGUGGAUCUAUUGAAACGUUGCAGGAUGCAUUAAGGAAGACAAACAGUGCAGCUGGAAAGAGAAAUUCCAGAAUAUCUUUGAUAUUUAGUAAAGACGCGUUAUUAGCUUAAAAGCAACCAUUUAGCUUGAGAAAAUUACCUUUCAUGGAUCCCCCUGCAGAAAGUGAAAUGCACGGAUG